AUUUUCAACAGGGACCAGUGUCUUGAAAGAUUGGCGCGGGCCGGGGAAAUCAGUCGAUUGAUAGCCGGCGCUCUCUGGUCUGAUUAUCUUGCUUGUGAGAAACUGUCAACUUCCUUCGUCUCUUGCUUUGCUCCUUGUAUACCGCAAACUCUUGUCGCCUCUUUCGACUGCCACCCUCGCUCUCACCUUUGACAUAUAUCUGUCUUACGAACACGUCAACCUUGACAAACACACAUCACACACAUAACCGCCGCCAUGUCUCAAGAAUUCACCUACUCGGACAUUGCCGAGCACAACACCAAGAAGGACAUCUACAUGGUCGUCCACGACAAAGUCUACGACUGCACAACCUUCGUCGAUGAGCACCCUGGCGGUGAAGAAGUAAUGCUCGACGUCGGCGGCCAAGACGCCACCGAAGCCUUCGAAGACGUAGGCCACAGCGACGAAGCCCGCGAAAUCCUCGAAGGCCUCCUCGUCGGCACCGUAAAACGCCAACCCGGCGACCCAACCCCAAAAUCUUCCGCUCAACCUACUUCCUCAAAGACUUCUGGUCCUGACGCUGCUGGUCUUGGUGCUGGUCUUUAUGUCAUCUUGUUGGUUGGUGGUGCGUUGGCUUAUUUGGCUUAUGGUUAUUUGCAGGGGAACGGUGAGGUCAAGCAGUAGAUUGUCGUUGUCUUAUUGGCUUGACUUCUGGGCCGCUCGUGGAAAUGCUGAGAAUGAUUAUUGGGAGGGAGAAGUAAAAUGCAAAGGAGAUGGCUAGAAAUGCAUAUGAUGGAGACUGCCGUCAUGUUCUAUCAAGUCAGGAGGGAAGCAAACAGACACACGGUUGUCGAGCUAGCAUGUGGCGGGUCCCGGGAACAAGGAGCAGGAAGGAGUUUUGGUCCCCCAUCCAUGGUGGCACAGAAAGAGCACAUGUCGAGCGUCAAGGGAUAAAUUGUGUCAUUCAUCAUUGUCAAAACAGGAGCUACAUAUUUUUCCAGAAAUUGACAACAUCACAUAUUCCGAGAUCGUCCCCGAUGCGUCAUGCAAGAA
This is a messenger RNA of Aureobasidium subglaciale EXF-2481, 1032 nucleotides long. RefSeq lists its product as uncharacterized. The transcript has 3 exons. Bases 256 to 663 code for a protein of 135 amino acids. Gene Ontology annotation, molecular function: heme binding. Gene Ontology annotation, cellular component: intracellular membrane-bounded organelle; endoplasmic reticulum membrane. Gene Ontology annotation, biological process: sterol biosynthetic process. Lineage: Eukaryota; Fungi; Ascomycota; Dothideomycetes; Dothideales; Saccotheciaceae. The record is from RefSeq and is a predicted model, not a curated record.